Vicia faba (fava bean) is the source of this 273-nucleotide messenger RNA. The record is from the annotation of a GenBank genome assembly. Lineage: Eukaryota; Viridiplantae; Streptophyta; Magnoliopsida; Fabales; Fabaceae.
AUGCUAGAGUUGUGGUUGAACAAAUCCAAAGAAUCUCAAGAGGUUAAAAAUAGCAUCUCAGUUGUUGAACCAGCUGAUGGAACAGACUCUAAGAAGAUUCUAAUCAAGAAUCUGAAUCUUGAAAGGAUAAAGAAGAUAAAUGCUAUUGUAAAAGACCUAAUGAAUCUGGAUGUAAGUGAUUUUGAAUCAGAUGAAGACCUUGAGAACUGCAUGGAUUCACUCAUGGAUGAAGAUCAAAGGCCUCUUGAUGGAAUUUUGUUAGCCCUUGUGUAA